This is a messenger RNA of Penicillium manginii, 1143 nucleotides long. RefSeq lists its product as uncharacterized. NCBI's taxonomy places the organism in Eukaryota, Fungi, Ascomycota, Eurotiomycetes, Eurotiales, Aspergillaceae. The record is from RefSeq and is a predicted model, not a curated record. Bases 1 to 1143 code for a protein of 380 amino acids. Gene Ontology annotation, biological process: peptidoglycan biosynthetic process. The transcript has 2 exons. Gene Ontology annotation, molecular function: ATP binding; D-alanine-D-alanine ligase activity; metal ion binding.
AUGUAUGACGGCGUUAGCAAGCCGCCCAAACCAGGUGGUUCGUGCAUAGGAGAGGAGGCUAUCCAACUCAAGUUUCACCACCCAGCUGACAAGAACUCAGGUUAUCAAGAUUCGGGCUCGGAUAUCGCAUACACGCUUUCAAGAGAAGGGCUUAAUAUCCUUACACCCGUGGAAUGCCCAGACCCCGCGGAUCAAAAUCAAUGGUGCUAUCCCGACACCGAAGAAGGGAUUUUAGAGGCAGUGCAGAAAGGCGCGACACACCUCUGGGCCAAUACGGUACUCUUCGCAGAGCAUCCACUGCAGACAUCGACUCGAUUGACGCCCUAUGAAUCCAGUCUGAAAGUCAUCGGCCAACCCCCGAUCUGCGCAGAUAGAUUCGACGACAAGUCAUUUACUAAUGACGAGCUACGCCGGCAUGGAGGUUUCACGUUGCCCCGAUCGUGGACAGUGGAUGAUCCACGGUCUAUGGAAGGGAACGAUGUAGUCCUCCAGAAUAAAUUGGACGAAGUGCUUGCCUCGAUGACGGAGAGCGACUAUCCUAUCAUCGCGAAACCAGUGCGUGGCAGGGGGAGCCACGGCGUAAAGAUCUGUCGAACCCCUGCCGAUCUCCGCGAACAUAUUGCUUACCUGUUUGAUGAAUCGCCCCGUGUACUUUUGGAAGAGUACUUGAAAGAAGAGGAGGGUACCAUCACUAUUAUGCCUCCAUCUGAUCAACGCGACCAGCACUGGGCAUUACCCCCCGUCACUCGAUUUAACCAUGUUAACGGGAUAGCUCCCUAUAGCGGCAAUGUAGCCGUGACGGUCAACUCACGCGCUGUGACAGCGGCGGAAAUAGAGAGCGACCCGGCGUAUUCCACUAUAAUGAGGGAGUGCGAGGGUGUGGCUGGAUUGUUGCAGACAACCGCGCCACUUCGGAUCGAUAUUCGACGAUUUGGGCCUGGGACCAAUUUCGCUUUAUUUGAUAUAAACAUGAAGCCGAAUAUCACAGGGCCUGGGCGCCCUGGCCGUGACGAUCAGACCAGCUUGAUGGGACUCGCAGCUGGGAGCAUAGGCUGGGACUAUCCCGCAUUUCUGCAAUAUGUGCUUGGGUCGGCACAGAAUUUGGGGGCUCUUCGGAAUUAUAGAAGUGCUUUGAAAAUUUGA